AAAUUUUCUAAAGAAAAAAGAAAUUAAAAGAAAGAUUAGAAAUUAUAUUAAAAUUGCUUCCCAACGGUUUUUCUUCCGUCCGAGCUCUCACGGAAAACACAUAACUCGCCAGACCACUUCUCUCCGAAUACCGUCAUGGAAGAACAGUCGUCGGCGGCAACUGGAGUUCAGUCUAUUCGCUGUAGAGCUGCUGUCUCCCGGAAGCCUGGUGAGCCACUAGUGAUUGAGGAGAUAAUAGUGGCACCGCCAAUGGCUCAUGAAGUUCGAAUCCGGAUAAUAUGUACCUCUUUGUGUCACAGUGAUAUCACCUUCUGGAAGUUGAAGGAUCCUCCGGGGAUUGUUCCUAGAAUUCUGGGCCACGAAGCUUUUGGAGUGGUUGAGAGUGUAGGGAAAGAUGUCUAUGAAGUUAAGGAAGGAGAUACUGUUAUCCCAAUAUUCUUGUCUAACUGUGGGGAGUGUACAGAUUGCUUAUCAGAGAAAAGCAAUCUCUGUUCUAAACUCUCUUUCAAGAUAGCUACGGGGAUGCCCCGCUGUGGGACAAGCAGAUUCACUGAUCUCAAUGGAGAGGUUCUUCAUCAUUUUCUGUUUGUAUCAAGUUUCAGCGAAUACACAGUGGUAGAUAUUGCCAAUGUACUAAAAGUAGAUCCUGCGAUACCUCCAAACAGGGCAUGCCUCCUUAGUUGUGGAGUAGCAACAGGAGUUGGUGCGGCAUGGAGAACAGCAAAUAUGGAGAAGGGAUCCACUGUUGCCAUUUUUGGACUGGGGUCCAUAGGUUUAGCUGUUGCUGAAGGAGCAAGACUAUGUGGAGCAAGCAGGAUCAUUGGGAUAGAUGUCCAACCAGAUAAAUUUGAAAUUGCAAAAAAGUUUGGGGUCACCGAGUUUGUAAAUUCUAGAAGCCUCGGGGAUAAAUCUUUGAGCCAGGUAAUCAAUGGAAUGACCGAUGGUGGUGCAGACUACUGCUUUGAAUGUGUUGGAAUGGCUUCCUUAGUUCAGGAAGCAUUUGCAUGCUGCAGACAGGGUUGGGGAAAAGCAAUCGUGUUAGGAGUGGACAAACCGGGCGCAAUUUUGAGUUUACGCUCUGCUGAUGUUCUUUUUCAUGGAAAGACUCUCAUGGGAUCGUUAUAUGGAGGAUUGAAGCCUAAAUCAGAUAUUCCAACUCUUCUUAAAUGGUACACUGAUAAGAAACUUGAGCUGGAUAAAUUUGUCACACAUGAAGUAGGUUUUGAAGAUAUUAAUGAAGCUUUCAAUUUGCUAAUUGAAGGAAAGUGCUUGAGAUGUGUGAUUUGGAUGAACAGAUUAUGAGCAGCCACCCCAUCAUCUCAUGGGUUGUGUCGUUACUUAUCAAUAAUUAUGUUUAUUUUAGAACCUUAAAAUGUACUUGUUUAUGUUAGAUACUCUACGUGUUCCUUUUGUUUCUAUCUUAAUCGUUUUGGAUUAAAAUUUA
Molecule: messenger RNA, 1444 nt
Organism: Benincasa hispida (wax gourd)
Lineage: Eukaryota; Viridiplantae; Streptophyta; Magnoliopsida; Cucurbitales; Cucurbitaceae
Product: alcohol dehydrogenase-like 7
Biological process (GO): formaldehyde catabolic process
Cellular component (GO): cytosol
Molecular function (GO): S-(hydroxymethyl)glutathione dehydrogenase [NAD(P)+] activity; alcohol dehydrogenase (NAD+) activity; zinc ion binding
Source: RefSeq, a predicted model, not a curated record